AUGGUCCAGAGAGAAUCAGAAAGGGUGGUCCAGGGAAGAUCAGGGAGAAUCAGAAAGGGUGGUCCAGGGAGGAUCAGGGACCAUCAGGGAGGGUGGUCCAGGGAGAAUCAGGGAUGGUGGUCCAGGGAGAACCAGGGAGGGUGGUCCAGGGAGGAUCAGGGAGGUGGUCCAGGGAGAAUCAGGGAGGGUGGUCCAGUGAGGAUCAGAAAGGGUGGUCCAGGGAGAAUCAGUGAGGGUGGUCCAGGGAGAAUCAGGGAGGGUGGUCCAGGGAGAAUAAGGGAGGGUGGUCCAGGGAGAAUCAGGGAGGGUGGUCCAGAGAGAAUCAGGGAGGGUUGUCCAGAGAGAAUCAGGGAGGGUGGUCCAGUGAGGAUCAGAAAGGAUGGUCCAGAGAGAAUCAGAAAGGGUGGUCCAGGGAAGAUCAGGGAGAAUCAGAAAGGGUGGUCCAGGGAGGAUCAGGGAGCAUCAGGGAGGGUGGUCCAGGGAGAAUCAGGGAUGGUGGUCCAGGGAGAACCAGGGAGGGUGGUUCAGGGAGAAUCAGGGAGAAUCAGGGAGGGUGGUCCAGUGAGGAUCAGAAAGGGUGGUCCAGGGAGAAUCAGAAAGGGUGGUCCAGGGAGAAUCAGAAAGGGUGGUCCAGAGAGAAUCAGGGAGGGUGGUCCAGAGAGAAUCAGGGAGGGUGGUCCAGAGAGGAUCAGGGAGGGUGGUCCAGGGAGGAUCAGAGAAGGUGGUCAAGGGAAAAUCAGGGAGGGUGGUCCAGGGAGAAUCAGAGAGGGUGGUCCAGGGAAAAUCAGAGAGGAUGGUCCAGUGAGAAUCAGUGAGGGUGGUCCAGGGAGGAUCAGGGAGGGGAGAAUCAGGGAGGGUGGUCCAGGGAGAAUCAGGGAGGGUGGUCCAGAGAGAAUCAGGGAGGGUUGUUCAGAGAGAAUCAGGGAGGGUGGUCCAGUGAGGAUCAGAAAGGAUGGUCCAGAGAGAAUCAGAAAGGGUGGUCCAGGGAAGAUCAGGGAGAAUCAGAAAGGGUGGUCCAGGGAGCAUCAGGGAGGGUGGUCCAGGGAGAAUCAGGGAUGGUGGUCCAGGGAGAACCAGGGAGGGUGGUUCAGGGAGGAUCAGGGAGGUGGUCCAGGGAGAAUCAGGGAGGGUGGUCCAGUGAGGAUCAGAAAGGGUGGUCCAGGGAGAAUCAGGGAGGGUGGUCCAGGGAGAAUCAGGGAGGGUGGUCCAGGGAGAAUCAGGGAGGGUGGUCCAGGGAGAAUCAGGGAGGGUGGUCCAGAGAGAAUCGGGGAGGGUUGUCCAGAGAGAAUCAGGGAGGGUGGUCCAGUGAGGAUCAGAAAGGAUGGUCCAGGGAGAAUCAGAAAGGGUGGUCCAGGGAAGAUCAGGGAGAAUCAGAAAGGGUGGUCCAGGGAGGAUCAGGGAGCAUCAGGGAUGGUGGUCCAGGGAGAAUCAGGCAUGGUGGUCCAGGGAGAACCAGGGAGGGUGGUUCAGGGAGAAUCAGGGAGGGUGGUCCAGUAA
Messenger RNA from Haliotis rufescens (red abalone), 1497 nucleotides. Its product is annotated as S-antigen protein-like. Bases 1 to 1497 code for a protein of 498 amino acids. The record is from RefSeq and is a predicted model, not a curated record. The transcript is spliced from 2 exons. Lineage: Eukaryota; Metazoa; Mollusca; Gastropoda; Lepetellida; Haliotidae.